GGGGGGUGGAAGGUGGGAGUCGCCCGGGCCCAGGGUCAGAAGUAGGCGCUGAGAACGCCACAGAGGUAACUAAGGUAGUUAAGGUAGCCGAGGGGCGGGAACGCGAAUUCGAUCCGUCACUAUCCCACAAUUCUUAGCGGGGCCGGCACUCUUCCCUGCUCAAGAUGGCGCGCCUGGUGUUGUGUCCCCCGGCCGUGGCCGCUGCCUUUCAACGGCAGCGACUCUCGGCUGCGCUGCUUCGGCCCCUGGGCUCGGUCCUGACCUCCAGCUUCGGCGUGACCCGGCCGCAGAGGGCUGGCGAUUCAUCAGGCAGCUCGGGAAGCCGCCGAGCCUAUCAGAUUUCAGAUACAUUCAGACAAGCCUCAUGGAAGCAUUUUGGGACACACUAUUCAAGACCAUUAUUUGAGAUUACAAAGGCUUCCCAGACGUGGCCAUUGAUAGAAAAGAGGACAUGUUGGCACGGUCAUGCAGGAGGAGGACUCCACACAGAUCCUAAGGAAGGGCUAAAAGAUGUAGACACCCAGAAAAUCCUAAAAGUAAUGCUUUCAUAUGUAUGGCCCAAAGAUAGACCUGAUCUGCGAGCUCGAGUUGCCAUUUCUCUGGGCUUAUUAGGAAGUGCAAAGGCUAUGAAUAUAGUAGUUCCCUUUAUGUUUAAAUAUGCAGUCGACAACCUCAACCAGAUGUCAGGAGAUGUGUUAAACUUGACUGAUGCACCAAAUACAGUAGCAACCAUGGCAACAGCAGUUCUGAUUGGCUAUGGUGUGUCAAGAGCUGGAGCUGCACUUUUUAAUGAAGUUCGAAAUGCAGUAUUUGGUAAAGUGGCACAAAAUUCUAUCCGAAGAAUAGCCAGGAAUGUCUUUCUCCACCUCCACAAUCUGGAUCUGGGCUUCCACCUGAGCAGGCAGACAGGUGCCCUGUCAAAGGCUAUUGACAGAGGAACAAGGGGUAUCAGUUUUGUCCUGAGUGCAUUAGUAUUUAAUCUUCUUCCCAUCAUGUUUGAAGUGACCCUUGUCAGUGGGAUCUUGUAUUACAAAUGUGGUGCCCAGUUUGCACUUGUCACCUUGGGAACAUUGAGUGCAUACACUGCUUACACAAUUGGAGUCACCCGGUGGAGAACUAAAUUUAGAAUAGAAAUGAACAAGGCAGAUAAUGAUGCAGGUAAUGCUGCCAUAGACUCACUGCUGAACUAUGAAACUGUGAAGUAUUUUAAUAAUGAAAAGUAUGAAGCACAGAGAUAUGAUGGAUUCUUGAAGUCUUAUGAGGCAGCUUCACUCAAGAGCACUUCUACCCUGGCUAUGCUCAACUUUGGACAAAAUGCUAUUUUCAGUGUUGGCCUAACAACCAUAAUGGUUCUUGCCAGUCAGGGAAUUGUGGCAGGGACCCUUACUGUUGGAGAUCUUGUAAUGGUGAAUGGGCUGCUUUUUCAGCUUUCGCUACCUCUGAACUUUCUGGGAACUGUAUACCGAGAGACUCGACAAGCACUCAUCGAUAUGAACACUCUGUUUACACUACUCAAGGUAGACACACAAAUUAAAGACAAAGAGAUGGCACUUCCCCUUCAGAUUUCACCACAGACAGCUUCGGUGGCCUUUGAUAAUGUACAUUUUGAAUACAUUGCGGGUCAGAAAGUCCUGAAUGGAGUAUCAUUUGAAGUCCCCGCAGGAAAGAAAGUGGCCAUUGUAGGAGGUAGUGGGUCAGGAAAAAGCACAAUAGUGAGAUUACUGUUUCGGUUUUUUGAGCCCCAGCAUGGUAACAUUUAUAUUGCUGGUCAGAAUUUACAAGAUGUCAGCUUGGAGAGCCUAAGGAAAUCUGUGGGAGUGGUGCCUCAGGAUGCUGUUCUCUUCCAUAACACCAUCUAUUACAACCUUUUAUACGGAAACAUGAAUGCUUCAGCUGAGGAAGUUUAUGCAGUAGCAAAAUUAGCUGGAAUCCACGAUGCUAUUCUUCGGAUGCCUCAUGGAUAUAACACACAAGUUGGGGAACGGGGGCUCAAGCUUUCUGGAGGAGAAAAGCAGCGAGUAGCGAUCGCCAGGGCCAUUUUGAAGAACCCCCCUGUCAUUCUCUAUGAUGAGGCUACGUCAUCAUUAGACUCGAUUACCGAGGAGAAUAUCCUCAGUGCCAUGAGGGACAUGGUGAAACACAGAACAUCUAUUUUCAUCGCACACAGAUUAUCAACAGUGAUUGAUGCAGAUGAAAUCAUUGUCCUGGAUCAGGGUAAAAUAGCUGAGCGGGGGACCCAUGGGAGUCUCCUUGCUAAUCCUGGGAGCAUCUAUUCAGAAAUGUGGCACGCUCAAAGCAACCCUCUAUCAAAUAAUAAUAUCAAAUGGGAAAAGAAGAAAGAGCAGAUAUCCAAAGAGGAGGAAAGGAAGAAACUUCAAGAAGAAAUUAUCAACAGUGUCAAAGGCUGUGGAAACUGUUCCUGCUAAACUCUGCAAGGCAUUUUAAUUGUUUCCUUAAAAACAAAAACAACAAACAAAAAAAAAAACUUCAAAUGACACAUUUGCACUGAUGCAGAAUUCCUGAUUUAUUUAGAAACAAAAACAGAAAAUUUGAAUUCCCCUCUUAUAAAAUUCUUUUCUUAGGUAUCAGUUCUUGUAACAAAGGAUUUUCUUUCCCCAUCUUUCUCAGUCUGUCUUUUUAUUUUCCUUUUCUCUAUUCUUCCCCUCUCCCCCAGAAAAUAACAAAAACAAAACCAAGCAAUCCACCUCACUUUUUUCUCGAAUAUCCUUUUGUUUCAAUAUUUACCACUGGAAGAUAAAUCACCACCAGCCACUCCCAGGGUUUUUCCAUUGUUUAAUCACUCUAGAACUGGGCUAAAUCCAUUUUAUUGUUCUCCACAUUCUGGUAUAACUUCUCCCACUGUGAUUGAUUUGUUAAAAAGUGUUCAUCUCCAUACCCAGUUAAAUCACAUGGGUUUACUUACACAUUACUGUAAAAUAUUUAAAAUUCUUUUAGUUUACAUUUUGAUUGAAAAGAAUUUCUCUCUGUAAAGAAAAAAAAAAAGAAAAUGUCUUAUAGUUAGUUAGUUAGCUAGCUUUUUAAAAUAUUGCAUUGAUCUGAAAACUAAUUAAUAAGCACAUUCAAAGCCACAAAUUUCUAGGACUGCUUUAUAGGUCAACUGUGCUAGUCGAUAAAACAUCUACCUACCUUAAUGUUGUUUCAAGUAUUUUGACCAAGAAACUCCCUUGAACUGAUGUUGGCAAGGAAGAUGUUCCACUGAGGCCCUGGGCUGAAAUGCAUGAUAUUGGCAGGUAGGCAGGUGAUUCUUAGAGAUUUCAGCAUAAUUUGAAAGUUAAACAUUCAUCUGAAUUUUUAGGAUUUUUAGGAAAUUGAAACUUGUUCUUUCUCUAAAUGUUUUCUUCUUUUCCUAUCUGAAAUUAUACAGGGGGAAGAUGGGGUUUUUGAGUGAAGCAACUUCCAUUUAAAAAUCAUUAAGGAUUAUUAGGAACCCAGGGAGGAUUAGGUGAGGAACAGAGCUCAUUAAUCUCAGGUUCUAGGUAAGAUCUUCUCUCCUGGCUCAGCAAUUAGAUGUGUCCACACUUUCCUUGGAAGCAAGGUAGUAAUCCACUUUUACCUUCCAGGAACAAUUAACAAAACACUUCUGAUACUUGGGUCAGUUGAUGACUGGCCCCUCUUUUCUACUGGGCACUUCUUUUAAUUCUCAUGGGUGGUCAUUAUUCAAUUUGAAAACCUUUUUGAUCUCCUAUAGUAUGAAAGAAUUCACACAGAGUUGUAUAUAAUAAGACGACUAUUUUAAUUGUUAUUAUUUUGAGGUUUUAGUGUGCUUUGUGCAACAGGAAAUAUGAGAGUUCAUAUGGGCUUAUUUCUAUGUAUUGAAUCAGGAGAUAAAAUGUGGAUCUUACCUAAGUCCAGUAUCCAAUUUUACUAUGUCAGAGCAAAUCUAGAGAGAUGAGUAACUGGAAGCCAGUACUUUAAGGGAUAGUCUUUGACACCAGAAAUACAGGAAGCAGAAACCUGCUUUUAAGGUUGACAAUAAGAAAAAAGUUCUUAGUCGGCUGCAAAAUGUUAUUCAGACAUUACAUCCUCUGCAGCCAUAGGCAUUGCCAAGAUCCUGAGAAAUAAAAUCCCUGUUUAUUUCCCUUUUUAAAAAACAAAACAAAACAAAACAAUUUUGUCAUAUUACUGGAAAUGAAGUAAGGGGCUCCAUGUCCUUUUUUUUCUUUUGGCUGUCCCUUCUAGGUAUUUUCUUUAGCUCAGAGGAAAAAGGAAGCAGCAUGUACAGUGCACUGGCUUGGAAGACAGGACCUGAAUUCAGAUCUUCCCUCUGAGUCUCACCACCCGUGUGAUCUGUGGCAAAUGACUUUUCCUUCCUCAGUCUCAGUUUGCUCAUCUGUAAAAUGAGAGUCUGGGACUAGAGAUGGUCUCUGAAAUCCCUUCCAGCUCUAAGUUUUUGAACCUGUAAAGAUAAAGCUCAGUUAAAUAAUCAAGAAAGCAGCAGUGAAAUAACCCUUCUGAAACACAUACAUAAAUGUUCAGAGUAAUAGCUUUCAAUAUACAAAUAGGACACUUGGUUAAGGAAGGGCUGGGAUUAUUUGAAUAUUGUUUAAGUAGAUAAUGAUUUUUUUCCUCCCAGAGGUCAUCUGAAACUUGUCGAGAUCAUGAGUCAUUGCAAGUCAGGCUGAUGGGCAUUUUCAUUGCGUAAUUGGGCAGUAUUUUCAGUAAGUGUCCUGAAAAAUACAGUUGUCCUGGGGUCAGAACCAUGACUUGAAUGAAAAUGUCUCUUCUCAUAAACUUACAGGAUGUUAGAAUUGGAAAAGGAGACCUGCACAAUGUAUCGCAGUGAUCACUUUGGAUUCUAGAACUUUCAAAAUGAAUGAAUCCUUUUACCCGAGCCAACCCCUGUAUUAUUUUCCUUGAUGAGAAUUUCCAGGUCCCUCAAAAUGAAGUGAACUGGGGGCAACUAUAGGUGGUGCAGUGGAUAGACAGCACCAGUGCUGGAGUCAGGAAGUCCUGAAUGACCCAGAGCAAGUCACUUAACCCGCCCUUUCCCCUCUCCCCUCAAAUGAAGUGAACUACCCAAUUUUACACAAUCAUUGACAGAGCAGGGACUUGAAUCCUGAGCCAUUCUAUCACCCUUGUUGUCUGUGUGGGGAAUGGGCAGGAGCAGUGACUCCAACCCAACUGGUAAUCAUGAUAGUUUAAUAUGAUGCUAUAAAAGCUCUUCCCAAGGUAAAGUGUAAGAAGAGGUUCUUUGGAUCUUUCACUUAGAGUAAAUGCCAAAGGAAAGGGCAUUUGAUCCAUAGUGAGAUAAUUUUACAUUAUAAUCUUAAGCAAGCAAAAGGACUGCAUAUGAGGGGUUGUGUCUAAAUCAGGGCUGCAGAAGAAAAUGCUUUUUUACAUAUUUUCUCUGAAUAUGUUGCAGCCUUUGAAUCUGGGUUUUGAACAGAGAAGUUUCAUUGGGGAUUAUCUCCAGUACACCUCUGGACAGUCCCCUUCCAUUUGGGAGUCCUAGUUUAUCAUUGGACUGAGUGAAAGGAAUGAUCUGGAUACCUUUCUGAUGGUAGGUGAGUCAACGAGCUCAUUUGGAAAAACUUGAACAGCCAAAUGUAAGAGUCACCUGUGAAAACCAGAUCCAAGUGCUAGAAUUGCAAAAACCAGCCCUGAAGUUUGCACCCCAAAGACGUAAAUUUAUAAUAUGCAUAUUCUUUUCCUUUGGAGGAAUUCACACUUUUUUAUAACACCUUCAGAUAAAGUUUUUGUUUUUUCUUUCUCUGUAGCUGUUGAGAGAACCCAAUUUUUAAAGGUGGCCUUCCUCAAAGUACACCAUGCUUUAAAAGGCAAGGAUAUCUAAAGGUCCUUCACUUCCUCUGUUUUGGGGAUAGCUUGCCCAAACUUUGCCCGUCUCCCUGCCAGCUUUCACAUAUUUUUCUCCCUGCUUUCUUGAUUGUUCAAUGUAUCACUGAGCAGAAAUUUUUGCAAUACUUGUUUUUUAAUUCUUUUUGUUUCACAUCUUUUAUCUCAGGAUUAUCUAUUAUGAAUUCAUAAUUGUAAGCUUUUAUAUGUGUGUGAAAGUUCCAUGAUUUUUUUUUAAAGGAUCUUUUCCCUCUCUUUCCAAUUCCAGUAUGGAGAACUGACUGUAAACUGUACAGUAAAGAACAGUAUUAAGCCAAAGAAGCUGGCUAAAACUGGUUGAUUUAAAAAAAAAAGUAGGGAAACCCUUUAUUACAGUUUUAUUGUUUAUGAUAAUCUGUGUAGAUAAUCAUUACUAAAUAAAUGACAUAUCUUUCUGAAUAGAAA
Messenger RNA from Sarcophilus harrisii (Tasmanian devil), 6258 nucleotides. It is a transcript of the gene ABCB7, whose product is annotated as ATP binding cassette subfamily B member 7. Bases 165 to 2426 code for a protein of 753 amino acids. The record is from RefSeq and is a predicted model, not a curated record. The transcript is spliced from 16 exons. NCBI's taxonomy places the organism in Eukaryota, Metazoa, Chordata, Mammalia, Dasyuromorphia, Dasyuridae. Gene Ontology annotation, biological process: transmembrane transport; intracellular iron ion homeostasis. Gene Ontology annotation, molecular function: ATP hydrolysis activity; ABC-type transporter activity; ATP binding. Gene Ontology annotation, cellular component: mitochondrial inner membrane.